Molecule: messenger RNA, 1485 nt
Organism: Fusarium redolens
Lineage: Eukaryota; Fungi; Ascomycota; Sordariomycetes; Hypocreales; Nectriaceae
Product: WD40-repeat-containing domain protein
Exons: 1
Coding region: 1-1485 (494 amino acids)
Molecular function (GO): protein binding
Source: RefSeq, a predicted model, not a curated record
AUGCCUUGCUACUCAAGUGACCAGUUCAUAAAGGAUUGGCGAUACGCCGUGAAGCAAGACUUCAGUACAUCUGAAGGAAACCCCUUCCCAUACGCCGAGAACGGCAAACAGCAAUGGGAUGAUGAGACCAAGAAGCUUACUUUCAAAAGACAGCCUCAUGUUGGUUCCGCAAGCAGCAAUGGAAAGUAUCUCGCUCUUGGAAUCGAUCAUGUCAUCCAUGUCCUCGAUACCCAGAGCUGGGACACUAUUGCGAUUCUGAGGGGGCAUACAAACAAAGUCGAGACCCUUUCGUUCCGGCCUGGCCGCUCAGAUGUGCUGGUAUCGAGUGAAGAGCAGGUAUACGACGAUCUGGGGCAAACUGAGCCACCCACGAUUAUUCUUUGGAACAUCGAAGAAGAACGAUCAGCACCGAGGCUGAGUGACGAUCACCUACGAAAUGCCUCUCAGGCUGCCCUUUCAGCUGCCGCAGAAAGGUUGGCGGAUGCCGGUAUCAAUCUGAACAAAGACGAACUCCACCGUCUGGAGGAAACCAUCGAACCUGCUAUCAGUCGCACUGUCUCUAAGCAUAUUGCGGCCAGUAAAGUGACCAUAGAAGGUCGACUACACUCAGCUCAUGAGUCUCAAAUCUUCAGUCCUUCAGGAAAGUGGAUGUCCUAUUUUCCAGGGGAAUCUCCCGGUUCGAAUGGUGACGAUCCAUGGGAUAUCCAGAUCGUUUCCUCGGAUGACCUUUCCAAGGGCUUGCUUCUGAAGGGCCAUACGGAUACAAUCACGUGGACAGGAUGGAACCCUGAUGAAUCACUCUUUGCUUCUGUGUCAUGGGACGAAUCCAUCCGUAUUUGGGAUGCCACUACGGGGCAGCAGAAGUACAAAUUCAAGACCGAGGGACAGAAUUGGGCAGGCGCCUUUAGUUCCGACUCGACUUACUUCGCAGCAACAGACGGACCUAGCAACGUCUGGAUCUAUUCCAUGGCUGAUGGAGAACAGCACUGGGUCUACAAAGGGAAACGCUCUGAUGACUGGAGACGGACUCUUGCUUGGCACACAACUAAGCCGUGGCUCGCCGUUGGUGGAGAAAACAGCGGUGAACUACUUCUCCUUGACGCGGGCGAGAAGAAGUUGCUGCAGAAGAGACUAUUCUCUACUGAUGCCUGUCCAGUGGACAAGGAGUCUCGCGAUAUGAUGAGAGGUUUUGUUGGGACGAUGGAAGUAAGAUUUUUCGAUCGUGGGGGGAAGCUCGCAGUUUGGACCUUUGGUGACUGGAGUAUCGAAGUUUACGAUCUCAAGGAGGAAGUCAAGUGGAGGUUUUCAAGAGGUGGAACAGAAGAUGGGCCCAAUGCUGGCAAGUGGAGGAAUGGACAGGGGAAGGUUACGAGUAAGGGGGGCUGCGAAAUGGUGGCUUGGGAGGAUCACUCGAAGGGAUCGCUGUUUCUUGCCAGCAUCGACUUCGACGGCGUCCGCCUUUGGGAAGUCCCACUGACAUCUUGA